Molecule: messenger RNA, 4605 nt
Organism: Drosophila eugracilis
Lineage: Eukaryota; Metazoa; Arthropoda; Insecta; Diptera; Drosophilidae
Gene: SIFaR
Product: neuropeptide SIFamide receptor
Exons: 5
Coding region: 28-2289 (753 amino acids)
Biological process (GO): G protein-coupled receptor signaling pathway
Cellular component (GO): membrane
Molecular function (GO): peptide binding; neuropeptide Y receptor activity
Source: RefSeq, a predicted model, not a curated record
UGCCAUCCGCCCAAUCAAGACGGCCGGAUGAUGGCAGCCAGCGGUCGGAUUCGCAAGCGAAAGCAUAAAAGCCACCCAAGUGGCGACAUUCCCAGUACGACUAGUAUGCCAACAACAAUGGCGCCUGGCAAAAUCGAGGAGACAAUGGAGGAAGCCGCCCUCGCCGGGGAUUAUAAUAAUUUCACGCAUAAUUUCGUCGAUUUGCAGAACCUCUUGAGUUUCAACGAAUUGAAUGGCAGUAGCAAUAGCAUCAGCAGCAGCAGUAGCAUCUCAUCGAGCGGAUCGAGUGCCAUUAAACUGAGUAACGGCCCCAUUACGGACACUCUGUUGGGCACGGUUUUGACCACGGCUACGGCCACCGUUGCUCCGGCGGCCAGUUCGCUGAUAGCCACCUUGGCGGCCACCACAACAGCCUCUGCGAGGGGAUCUGUGGCUAGCAAGUCGCUGGCCAUUGCCGAUGCCACCUCAUCCACCUACUAUGCCAACUUGCUGAAUCUGUCGCCGGCCACCACCAGCUUGAUCUCAGCGGCAGCGGCAACCAAGUCAUACAACGAUAGCGUCCUCCGGUGGGAGCAGUUGGAUGGGAGCGUGGAUUUCGGAUUCGAUCCACUGUAUCGCCACUCGCUAGCUAUGUCCAUGGUCUACUGUGUGGCCUACAUCAUGGUCUUCCUGGUGGGCCUCAUUGGGAACAGCUUCGUGAUUGCCGUCGUCCUGCGGGCGCCUCGAAUGCGUACGGUUACGAACUACUUCAUUGUGAAUCUGGCCAUUGCGGACAUCCUGGUCAUUGUCUUCUGCCUGCCAGCCACUCUGAUUGGCAACAUCUUUGUGCCCUGGAUGCUCGGAUGGCUGAUGUGCAAGUUUGUGCCCUACAUACAGGGUGUCUCCGUGGCAGCCUCGGUUUACAGUCUAAUUGCCGUUUCCCUGGACAGGUUCAUUGCCAUCUGGUGGCCCCUGAAGCAGAUGACAAAGCGACGUGCUCGCAUCAUGAUAAUCGGCAUAUGGGUAAUCGCUCUGGUGACCACCAUACCGUGGCUGCUCUUCUUCGACCUGGUGCCCGCUGAAGAGGUAUUCUCCGAUGCCCUGGUAUCAGCUUAUUCGCAGCCCCAGUUCCUCUGCCAGGAGGUCUGGCCCCCGGGCACAGAUGGAAACCUAUACUUCCUGCUGGCCAAUCUGGUAGCCUGCUACCUGCUGCCCAUGUCCUUGAUAACGCUCUGCUACGUGCUCAUCUGGAUCAAGGUCUCAACGAGGUCGAUUCCCGGCGAAUCGAAGGACGCCCAAAUGGACCGCAUGCAGCAGAAGAGCAAGGUGAAGGUCAUCAAGAUGCUGGUGGCCGUGGUUAUUCUGUUCGUAUUGUCCUGGCUGCCGCUCUACGUCAUCUUCGCGCGAAUCAAAUUUGGCUCGGACAUUUCGCAGGAGGAGUUCGAGAUCCUCAAGAAGGUGAUGCCUGUGGCCCAGUGGCUAGGCUCUUCGAACAGCUGCAUCAACCCCAUCCUUUACUCGGUGAACAAGAAGUAUCGGCGCGGAUUCGCUGCCAUCAUCAAGUCCCGCAGCUGCUGCGGUCGCCUCAGGUACUACGACAACGUGGCCAUUGCCUCUAGCACCACCAGCACCAGGAAGUCGUCGCAUUACCACCAGAACAGCUCGAGGAAGAGUCCGAGCAGCAAGGGCAAUGCGGUGUCCUACAUCUACGAGCAUAACUCUCUGCGGCGGCACAACAUGAUGCUCAAGCAAGACAGCAACCUGUCGCAGCAGAUGCUACUCAAGCAGGACUCGCACGGCUCGCGUCAGUUCCUCAUUAAGCAGGAGAGCUCCUGCAGCGACGCAUCCGGAAUCCGGAGACCUCUGUGCCAGCAAGACAGCAAUGGUUCCAAGGUGUCGCUUUCUAAGCAGGAUUCGAUUGUGUCCUAUAUGGAAGCACGUCGUGCGGCGGGACACGGCCUGAAUGACACAAUAGCGGACGGAGUUAGUGUCUCGAUGGACGUGCCCCGGCGUCCGGGUGCUACACCGAGCUCUUUACUUGACAAACGGCAGAAGUUCGUUAAACAGGACUCGGUGAUCUCGUUCGUAGACCAGCGACCAGAACAGCGACGCCAUCAGCUAGUCAAGCAGGACUCGGUGAUCUCUUUCGCUGACCAGCGUCGCGGACUGCUUCACAAGCAGGACUCACUGAUGGCCAACCGGACGGGUGAUGCACCCACCCACCACGUCUCCAUACUGAAGAAGACCGACUCGCAGCUCAGCUACGGCAGUUCAACGUCUCCGCGCCGGAAUGCGGAUCUAUACGAAUAGGCAACUUCAAGUUGAACAAACUCCUAAGUUUGGUGGGAAACACCUACCAUUUGUGUGGGUUGAUGCUGUUGAACAAAAAGUCUAUAGAGGUUCAAGUAAUCCAUGGACAAUAUGAUCCAACUUUCGGUUGAUUCAAGAAAUUUUAAGUUUUAAAGAUAAGAAGAGAUGCUUUGAAGAGCUAUGGAUCACAUAGACCUCAAUGGUUUUUUGAUCAGCAAUUCAAUCCAUUCUUACAAAAAAAACUAAAGCAACGAUACCAAAAACUUACCGAACCACAAAACGAAAUCCUUGUAUAUUUCUAUAGCAGCUAAUCGGAAAAGGAUCGAAUGAAUGUAGAGUGAUAGGCCUACGACUGUGAUACAAGUCGGCAGUGCUGGGCUAGUCAGUGCCGCACAUAUCCGUCAUCGUCGUUGGGACAGGAUAGUGGAUAGAAGAUAGGAUAGUGUGCCAGUAGGGACGAACAUCGGGAUGGACCAAUGGGGAAUGGGGAUGGGAAUGGGAAUGGGGGUGGGGUAUAUCUAAUCAGAGGUCGCUUAGCUAGAAACAGACACGGACACGGAAACUAGAACAACACCACAAACAGACACACGCACACCACAGAGAAAACAAACACUCCCACAGACCUAAUAGUUAAUAGAUGUUUUAUACGUGUUUCAAAAAGGUACUACACAAGAUAUGAACUACUCCUUGGCUAUGGCUAUAUAAUAUCUAACAUAUAUGUACCGUUACGCAGUUUUAAGAUUGUUUGUACUCGCAAUUUGCUAUAUCGAAAAGUUUGGUUAAGAGUGGGUGGAUUAACGUGGGAAACGAUGAAUGGGGUUAAAAAAAUAGCUUUGCUAAACUUUUUGUACGACGGCGAACGUGAGUGAAACGGGCAAGUCCAGUAUCAUAGUUGAGAAAAAAAAAAAAAAACAAAAUGAGAUAACACCGAGGUCUAAAGUAACGUACCUACUAAAUUUUUGUAUGGAAAUUCUUACAAUUUAUACAUAUAUAUUUAUAUUGAUUUUGGAAUAAGCAAUAUGCAAUACAAGCGCGUAUGUCUGCGCGUACGCCGUGUAUCUAUCAAACAACAAUAAUCAAUUUUAUUAGAAUUUUACACAACCGAGUCACGGCAGCGGAAAUGGCACAUCAGUGGAAAAUGGUUAGUAAACGCAAUACAACGGAAUGGUGGACGAAUGAUUGGCACAACAUCAUAGCUUAGUUAUCGGUUAAACGCCGAUUAUUUCGAUAGCGAAAUCAAGAACGAUAGGCAGAAAUAACGAGAUAGUGAGGGCAUCGAACGCGCACAAAGUAGCACUUGACCAUGCUGGGACAGAGUCGACGGGAUGGGGUAGAUUAGGGAAUAGGGCUAGAUUAGGAAUAGCAGGACGGAGGAGUUGGUUGUCCGCUAAGUGAGCACAAAGCAGUCAAAGAUUUCGCACUAAACGUAUCACUACAAACUAACAAAGAAGCAAACAAUAAUCGAACUCAAAUUCGUUAAACACUAAACACCAAUAAACUUUAAACUAUAUGAAAUAAAAUUUUAACGGAUAACGAAGGCAGACGGAAUCAAUGGUAAAACUAUGAAACUAAACGUAAAGAUUAACUAUGCAAUUUUAUUGUUAGCCAAAAUUUUAUAAAUGUCAAGUAACGAACAAGUAAAUAUUUAUAUGUAUACAGAAUAUAUCAAGUAUAAAGCAUACGUUAUAUAUCUUUAUAUACUUCGAUGGCAUUAGGCGCUGAUUUGUAGAGUUUUGGCCCGCUUCGAUGUCGCCGAUCCGAUCAGACAUAUAGUUUAGCCGUACCAUCCGAUCUCCAUUUAGACUUGGGGAGCUUAAAGCCCAGUCCAAGAAUCGAAUGACGCGCACGGCCUGUUCAAAACUCCAGCGCUUAAUGCAAGGCAAGAAUCUACAAUGAGGAAUAUCAAUAAUAUAUUUCAAAUAUACAUACAUAUAUUUAUAUAUAGGCCUAGCGACUCGUAUGCCAGCAGUAUUGGCAAACAAACAACAGAACCGAACAACAACGUCUAGUAAACAAGAGAUUACAUUUAUACGAAUACAUAUUAUAUGCUGCUAGUAUGUAAAAGCGCGCAAUAUUAAGGUCCUUUCCCGCUUUCGAUUCCACUUAAAGAAGAACUUGAAAGUAGCGAGCAGAGGGAUUUAACCAAAAAUAAUAUUUAUCGAAUAAACCAAAUUGAACUUUAGGUUUUAAAGUUUUAAAACGUAGAGCAUACCCAUAUUCACAUGCAUGUGCAUUAUGUUCGUUAUUUACCAAUGCGGAAAAUGAAAUAUAUUAAAAAGAGAUCGCGCGUUAACCAGUUAAACAGAAAGCAUGACA